Molecule: messenger RNA, 1708 nt
Organism: Hemicordylus capensis (graceful crag lizard)
Lineage: Eukaryota; Metazoa; Chordata; Lepidosauria; Squamata; Cordylidae
Gene: HMGN2
Product: high mobility group nucleosomal binding domain 2
Exons: 6
Coding region: 626-880 (84 amino acids)
Biological process (GO): chromatin organization
Cellular component (GO): chromatin; nucleus
Molecular function (GO): nucleosomal DNA binding
Source: RefSeq, a predicted model, not a curated record
AAGGGGUGGAGUGGGCUGGCAGAAUGGGUGCGCUUUGCCCGCCCAUAAAAGGGGAUGCGAUGGCAUCGCCUUCUGCUCCCUGGCGGGGAGGCGCUGGAAGAGCCGCCUAGAGCUUAGCUUACGCCCCAAAACGUUAAUUUAAAAAAGGGGAGGGGAAAAGCAAUAUUAGCUUUUUCCGUGCCGAGGCUGCUGCUCAUGUCGGAGGCUAUGAUGAGGCGGGCUUAGAUUUCGCCUUCAGUGAUCACAGCCUCCUGUCGCCGCCCGCCCCCUUCCUUCGCGCUCGGGGCUGGGAGGAGAGCGACCAUCUUUGCUUUUUCAAAGCGGCCGAGGCCGAAGGUCUCUCGGGUCCGAAACUGGUCGGGACUCCACGGAGCAAGCACUGAUUGCCCGCCCCUACACACGGAAUGGGACUCUGUGAAGUGCUUUGGCUUUUCUCCGUGCAGGAAAGGGUGCUCUUCGAAAUGCAGUUGAUUUUCCAGUUAUGGCUUAAGUGCGAGUUGUUUCAUUGUACCUACGGAAGGGAAGUCGAAAUCCACGGACAUUCCCUUAAACCAAGAAAGAGCACAGCCCUAAUAUGACACCAGGGCUGAAGGAGAUACCAAGGGUGACAAGGCCAAAGUAAAGGAUGAGCCACAGCGGAGAUCAGCAAGGUUAUCUGCUAAACCUGCUCCUCCCAAACCAGAACCUAAACCUAAAAAGGCAGCUCCAAAGAAGGCUGAAAAGGUACCCAAAGGAAAAAAGGGGAAAGCUGAUGCAGGCAAGGAUGGAAACAACCCUGCAGAAAAUGGAGAUGCCAAAACAGACCAGGCACAGAAAGCUGAAGGUGCUGGGGAUGCCAAGUGAAUUGUGUGAAUUUUUGAUAACUGUGUACUUCUGGUGACUGUACAGUUUGAAAUACUAUUUUUUAUCAAGUUUUAUAACAAUGCAGAAUUUUGUUUUACCUUUUUUUUUUAAAGCUAUGUCGUUAGCACACAGAACGCUUUGUUGUGUUUUGCAGGGAGGAGAGGGGACAAAUGUCAUUGACUCUGUUACUUAGAUCCUGGGCUUUUAAAAGGCCCCCUUCAAUUUUGCUAGAGGGGGUUCUUCAUGGACACAAGGAAGGGGGAUUCUCCAAUAUUGUUCAUCUAUCUUGGUUUCUGAAAUGCUUUUGAGUGUACAUUGAAAUUCCCAAAAUUAUCUGUGUCUGAGGAGAAGGUAAAUUUAAAACUGUUAGACUUGCUCUGUUCUUUCAUUCACAAUGUCAUUUGCAUUGAUCACUCCUCUUGAAUAUGGCGUAGGGUCUUUUGAUACUUGCUCUCUUAAAUCAAACGCAUUCUCACAGUGUCUGGCAAUCCAGACCUCUGGUGUCAAAUACUGAGGGAAGGAGGAUGGCUCUAAAAUGAGCCACAUUUCUUUUUAUAUUGUGAAUCUUCAGAUUAAGAAUUCUGCAGUUUUGCUUUCCUCUAAAAGUCAGGGUAGGCUUGUGAAAAGUUGUUAAACAACAUACUAAAUGUGAAAGUGUCCACCCUCACUCUAAACUUUCCCUGUUCCAAGUAUAAAUUGAAGAUUCUUCAUUGGGUUUUAUAUAGUAACUUUACAUUUUGGUAGUCCAAGGAGGAGGGGAGUUGGAACUUGUUGUAAAACAUUGCAGAUUGUAGCCCAUGUCCUGCCUGAAUACCAUUGAUUGUUUUAUGAAAAGUACCUUUAAUAAAGCUGCAUAUUGUUUGAA